This is a messenger RNA of Sitophilus oryzae (rice weevil), 770 nucleotides long. RefSeq names its product zinc finger protein 37A-like. Gene Ontology annotation, molecular function: DNA-binding transcription factor activity, RNA polymerase II-specific; RNA polymerase II transcription regulatory region sequence-specific DNA binding. The transcript has a single exon. The record is from RefSeq and is a predicted model, not a curated record. Lineage: Eukaryota; Metazoa; Arthropoda; Insecta; Coleoptera; Curculionidae. Gene Ontology annotation, biological process: regulation of transcription by RNA polymerase II. Gene Ontology annotation, cellular component: nucleus. Bases 153 to 770 code for a protein of 205 amino acids.
AAAAUAUUGAAUCACUGCUUUAUUCAUAAUACAUUGUGUGCAAUCAACAAUUUGUUACACUUUGACAGAUGUUUUGAGAACCACUUAACGUGAGUUAAUGAACGACCCAAGACAAAUCAAAGUGAGUAUUGUGGAUCGUCAUAUUUAUGUAAAUGCUAGAAGUCCAUAUCGAAGUAAUUUACUUACAAAAGGAACCGUAUAAGUGUAUCGUUUACGAACAUACGUUUACUUUGAAGUCAAGUAUGAGGAUACAUCAAAUAAACAAACACAGGGUCGUAGACGAAAGCGAAUUAUCUUCAAACUAUUGUACAUUAUGCAAAAUGUCCUUUAAAAAGCCUUCGUCUUUGGCUAAGCAUCUGGAAAUGAAAAGGUGCGUGCCAACACCUAGGGUAGAACGCCAAGGACACUUUGUUUGUGACCUGUGCGGUAAAGAGUUUCGUUUCUACAAAACCUUCAAUCUGCACCAAAGGGAUCACGCAGGAGACAAGCCAUAUAAAUGUUCCUACUGCCCGAAAUCUUUUGUUAUUAAUUCUAAGAGGCUUGCUCACGAAGUUUCCCACACGGAUGCCAGGCCAUAUUUCUGCGAGACUUGCGGACAGAGUUACAAAACCUGGAAGCAUCUUAGGCGACAUCUAGUCGUUCACAAUUCAAGCGUACUCACAUUUACGUGUCAUUUUUGUGAUAGAGAAUUUUCGACUAAAGACACCUUAAGAGCACACGUGAGGCUGUGUUCGAAAAAGUACUUAGUUCCUUAUAAUAUUAAUAAUUAA